Molecule: messenger RNA, 2019 nt
Organism: Exophiala spinifera
Lineage: Eukaryota; Fungi; Ascomycota; Eurotiomycetes; Chaetothyriales; Herpotrichiellaceae
Exons: 1
Coding region: 1-2019 (672 amino acids)
Source: RefSeq, a predicted model, not a curated record
AUGGUUGACCUUGAAGUACUUGCUCGGCAUAUUGCCGAUCUCACCAAAAUGAAGCAAGACCUCCAGAAUGUCAGACUGCGAGCAGUUAGAAUUCAAGGUGGCGCCGGCAAGGGGUCGUCACCUUCUCACAGUUCUCACGAAGAGACACCUCACACAGCACCUCAGAAAGAGAGGAGAAAAGCACCGUCGAAUAGGAGAAGGGACGGUGGCAUACCAACAGAGACUGGACGAUCUGACUCUGCAGAUAGCAGCUCAGAAGAAGAUAUGUCAGUAAUCGACCCAGUCCCUACCCAGCGACAAGAAUCAAUGAUAUGGUGGUUCGAAACGUUCGGCAUCCUCGGAUUAGCGCACAGAGUGAACGGAAUCGCUCAAGAGGAGAAACAGGCCGAAAUAUUGACCUCUCGUCGGGGCAAGCGAAAGCGUCCCCGGCGUGACCGUAGCUCCAAUGACGACGGCUACGACGAACAAGGCAAUGUCGACAGGGAAAGUGAUUCACCUGACGACGAUGAUAUUGAUCAUGACACAGGAGGUCACAAGAGCUGGGACAUAGUCAUCAAUGACUACCGUCAAGGCGGAAAAUCAAGGAUGAUAUACUACCUUUCCUCAAUCCCGAGUGAGUUAUUGCUCGCGUUGUUGGAAGGCAACAUUCCCAGCAAGAUGCAGAAUCCUCAAUUCCGAGAGGACUUUCGCAGCUACACACAGCUGCGGCAAGGCCCAGGAUCGUAUGUGGUAUAUAUUGCGCUUACCGAUCCUAAGACCCAAACACAGCCAGGGCAAGGGACGCGCAACCACAUCGGGCGGAGCUUCUCGUUGGAACAGCUUUCCACUGUUGUUGAUGAACUGAAAGAAUACAUCAACGUGGAUACGGCUUCCGUGCAGUCUCAGGAAAAGGCCAAGGCAAUUGACGCCAAACUUGGGCAAGUAAAGGCCCCAAUCGGGUACAAACAUGCUCGUCGGUAUGGCUCCGGGUCCGAUCGAACGGGAUUCAACAAACACCAGGGCUUUAUCGAGAGAAUCGAAGAGAUGUACUGGAAAUAUAGUGCAGAGCUCUUGGAGGAAGGGAAGCAUCACCUACUGAGAAAACCACUCGAAAGGUGCUUUGCGUAUGUCGGACUCGCUGUCAACGUUCAGAACCGAGUCCCCCAACACUGGUCCGUGAACAAGUCGGGCAGUCCAGUACUUGGGUUAAUGCGGGCUCUUGCAUCCUAUCUCUUCGACACUCAGUAUGGAAUUGAAGAAUCUUCCUACAUGAUCUUUCGGGCGACGAGGAGCGACGACAUCAAGCUUCUCGAAAUCGUCACGUCCAUACUUGCAUCCAGUUUCAUCUGGGACGGUGGUCUCAACAUUACACAUGCUGGGACUAGCAUCGGAGCUUCUGACUGGAGCGACCCGAGGGUGGUCGACAAAAUGCAGAAAUUUGCGGACAAUAUCUCACAGUCAGGUAUGAUGGAUAGACACAUUGCCGAUGAUGACGAGAAAGUCCAAUCGGCAAGACUCGUCAUGUCCAUCUGGUCUGAAUACGACAGUGUCGAUCAGGCCUUACAGGCAAUCGCUUCCGGAAGAAGACCUAUCGGCCUAACAACGGACGGCACGAACCGGGGGGAAGCGCAAGAUGGUAGUCCAAGGCAGUGGCAAGGAAGACUCCGCCCACGGGAAAGCCAAGAUAAUGCCACAAGAAGGGCUCGGAUAGCUGAUCAUGGCACCAUGUCGUCAGUUGAAUCCUCCUCGGAUCAGAUGGAAGUUUCAUAUGAUGACGAUACGGCGGCGUGUUUGGACCCCAACGUGAAGGGAAAGCAGCCUCUGCGAAAUCAACCACUGCCUAAUGAAGAAGUUCUUGAAGGGGUAGAGGUUGAACAAAUGCUCGAUCAAUUCAUCGAGAAGUGCAAAGACCUUGAAGAGCUUAUCGAGAUGCUCGAGGACUUGCACAAUCUCUCAGAAGCUUCGAAAGCUUACAUGGCACUUGUAGCGGAUGCAAAGCCGCAAGUGUUCAAGUGGCUACUCAUGGAGUCAACACGCUAG